Annulohypoxylon maeteangense is the source of this 3908-nucleotide messenger RNA. Its product is annotated as bromodomain and PHD finger-containing protein. Lineage: Eukaryota; Fungi; Ascomycota; Sordariomycetes; Xylariales; Hypoxylaceae. The transcript has 3 exons. Gene Ontology annotation, biological process: regulation of transcription by RNA polymerase II. The coding region runs from base 262 to 3810 and encodes 1182 amino acids. The record is from RefSeq and is a predicted model, not a curated record.
GACUACCUUUUCGACCUUUCUCAACCAUCUUUUCUCAACUUCAACUGUAGAAAACGACACUUUUCGUUAAGCAAAGAACACUCCGACCACCCAAGUGUUAUUGCGAACCAUUCGUUUUAUCUGACUGAUACUUCUCAAAUGCCUGUUUGCCGACUUGAUCCGCAUGAUAAACCCCCUCGCCUCCUUCUUGCGACGCGCUGAUUAGGGCCAUCUUAUCAUCAUAUUAUUCACCUUAUAAUUCAUCUGAAUACGCUAAAAACGAUGGCACCGAGUCCAAGGACACCGAGACAAUCAGCCCUCUCACGCCCGCGCGGUCGACCCAAAGGCUCUUUUAACACUGUGCGACGCGUCCGAGAUGGCAGCAUUGUAGCCGCCACAGAGCCUCCUUCGAAGCGAAGACGAUAUACGACUAAUGGCCCUGGAAGUGCUAGCAGAUUCGCCGAUCAUGCGAGCAAUGAAAAUGGCGACUUGACUAUCGCGACAACUAGCCGCUCGAGAGCGCGACACAGUUCGCAAAACGGUGCGGCAUCCCCCGCUAUCUACCCUAGACGCGAGCGUAGUACCCGAACUCGACACGCAACCCGAAUUCAGCCAGACGACGAUAUGCAGAUCAGUUCUGCAGCCGCAGUAGCCGCGGUCGUCCAAAGCGAGGGGUAUAAGCCCAGAGAAGAACGAGGCUGGGAAGAAUUCCACCCGAAUCUCGAUAUAGAUGGCACUUUCAUGAUGUUUCAUGCCGAGGAUGUCGAUGGAACCGCAAAGCCAAUACCGGAUACACCGUUAGCUAAGAUAACUGGCGUCGAUAAUAACGAUGUUGGCAGUCCUUCCAAGGACCCCAAUGCUACAGGCUCUUCUCUCCUAAAUGCACCGAACGCUAUAAUAAGUACCGUCACAACUCCCACCGCUCCAUUUACCACUCCAAGGAGACGUGGUGGCCGAUUACCACGAGGGGAAUCCCUAUAUGCAACUCGUGGAGAUCAGCAAAUGCCGCCAAAUACACCUACCCCUCUCCCCAUCCAUGGCCAGAAUAAUAAGGAGAAACUCGAUCUCAAGCAACCUUCCUAUCGAAAAACAGACCGCAUAUUGCUUUUCGAGAGCAAGACAUUUGGCCAAGCUCGAUAUGUCGAUAAGGCCAUGAUGAAUGUCGGGUACCAAGAGAGCGAUAAUUUCAUUCGGCCGGAUAGAAAAUUGAUCAAGGCGAGCGAUGCAAACAUUGAGGACGAAGCAGAUCAGGCAGCUGUUGUCAAGGUCGAUGGAGAACCGAUGCCGCAGCCAAAUAUAUUGGGUCGUGUCGAAUAUGACAUGGAUGAACAAGAUGAUAUGUGGCUAGAGGCAUAUAAUGCACAUAGAAAGUCGCAGGGUUGGAAUCCGGUUACUCGCGAGGUUUUCGAGAUCACCAUUACAAAGAUCGAGAAGGAGUGGCACGCAUUGGAAAAAAGAAUUCCGAAGCCCAAUCCAAAGCCACCGCAGACUCACCGACCCCGAUCUAGUUCAGCUGCAGCGGUGAAUGGCGAGCCUCAAGCGGGUGAGGAACAAGACAGCAAGUGCGCAAUAUGCGACGAUGGGGACUGUGAGAACACAAACGCAAUUGUUUUUUGUGACGGAUGCGAUCUCGCGGUCCACCAAGAGUGCUAUGGCGUUCCAUUUAUUCCGGAGGGUCAAUGGCUUUGUCGGAAGUGCCAGCUCAUUGGUCGUGGCAUCCCGACUUGUAUUUUCUGCCCCAACUCAGAUGGUGCUUUCAAACAGACGAAUUCAUCGAAAUGGGCACAUUUGCUCUGCGCCAUGUGGAUUCCAGAGGUGACAUUGGGCAACCACACCUUUAUGGAGCCGGUCAUGGACGUGGAUAAGGUCCCGAAGAGCCGCUGGAAGUUAACCUGCUACAUCUGCAAUCAGCAAAUGGGUGCCUGCAUACAAUGCGGCAACAAAGUAUGUUAUCAGGCCUUCCACGUAACAUGUGCCAGACGAGCUCGUCUGUUUUUGAAAAUGAAGAAUAGUUCGGGGGCUUUGGAUGUUCUUGAUGGGAGCACAAACCUGAAAGCGCUUUGCGACAAACAUUGUCCCUCCGAAUAUGCAAAGGAGAAUGACGUAGUUCGAGCUACUAAAAAGGCCAAGAAAUUCUACAAAAAGACAAUGAAGGAUCGCAUAUGGGCCAAUAGUCAAGCUAAAGCUAUGACUAUUGCAGCGUCGCACCGGAAUGCGAUAACUGAACACCCACCAGACGAAUCCCAGAUGACCGGUGCUAAGCUCUCUGCUGUCCUCGGGGAUAAGAAAGGUCAGGCUGGAAAAUCCAUAUGGAAGUUACCAUCUGGAGCUCCCGUCAUACCGCAAGCUGUAUUCGAGAAUGUUGAAGCCUCUCUGCAGCGAUUCAAUUUCCUUAAGCGCAAGGAAUUUGUUAGCGAUGCUUGUCGUUACUGGACGUUGAAACGCGAGAUGCGUCGUGGUGCUGCAUUGCUCAAGCGCUUGCAGCUACAAAUGGAAUCAUUUUCCUCCAUGGAGCUCACCCGACGUAACUUCGCGGCUAUGGGUCCCUCCGGAAAGGCUCGGCUGUCAAGACGAAUUGAAUUUGCACAGACCCUUAUCGAGGAUUUGGAGCAGCUCAAGGCCUUAUCGGAGUCGAUAGUCCAGAGAGAGCAGAGCAAGCUCGAGGCUGCGGAAAUGGAACAAGAAUUCGUCGAUACGUGUUACUUUCCGAUUCACAAGAUGCUCCCCCCUAUCGUGGAGAAAGCUAUCACGCUAGACAAGAACCUGUUCCACGAAGGACUGCUGAGGCUGUCUAAUAGAAUCGAUGAACGAUUUUACACCACAACCUUAGCUUUCACUCACGACCUCUGUGAGGUAAUCAAUAUCGGAAUCAACACCGAGCCUAAGUUGCAAUCUGAAACACAACAGAAAGCAGGCCUUGUCGCCCCGGCCGUGUCCAAAUCUGACUUUUCUGAUUUUCGGGAUCGGAAGAAGCUGGGUAAAAGAAUUCUUAAGUCGGUUCAACCACAGCUAGAGACGGCACUUCGUCUCGAGUCAGAAGCUGCUCACAAGCCGCCGGAGGCGAUGAAACAAGAACUAGAGGCUAUGAUGGAAGCUAGCCUCGAACUACGACAACAAGUCGUUAAUCAAGGCAAUGGGGAAUCUGAGCGAAGCCGGGACGUGAUCAUGGUCGAUUCGUCCGCCCCAGAAAUUACCGUUGGCGGAGAAGCGGACGGCUCCGUUGCCACAGGAGAAACCUUGGCGGAUGUUCCUAUGACCGGAGUUGGCAUUAUUGGUGGUAGCGGUAGUAUCGAAGUCAACACAUCUGGUUUGAAUGGGGACGAGAUGGAUGGCGUUGAAGCAACCACCAGUACUCUGUCCUUCCGAGAAGUGCCAGUCGCCGAAAGUAAACCAGAGGCAUUGUUAGCUGAUGGUAUGCAAGAAAUAGACACACCACCGGCGACAAACGGUUACGUGGGUGCAACGCCUUCGUUGCAGCCUACUCCUCCUACACCUCCGCAAUCCAAUGGGAGUUUAGGACGCCAACCACCUGAUCCGUUAACCGAUGGCGGCGUCGUGUGGUAUUUACACGACUUCGAACCAGACGGAACCUCGGCUACUCAGGAACAGUGGCAAGGAAGGGAUGCUGUCCGUAGCCUUAGCGAGGAGCUUUCUGAGAUUGACGAAGAUGAGCUGAAGGGUCUCGGUGUGGAGAUCAACGAAGAUAGUAUCACGGCAUCCCCAGCGAACACCGCCGAGACGGUAGAACCAGCUCCUACCGUCACCGCUAGCCCUUCGAAGAAGGCGACACCUAGGGCAAGGAAGCGUAAGGCGACUGCCAGGAGACGGUAAUGCGGAGGACCUUUAAUAAUGUAUUCAUAUUCAUAUUCUAAUCCCCCUUUUUUGCUUUUCUUUGAUUCCCCCCAUACACUGUAUUUGCAAAUUCGAGG